GACCCUCGUGAACGCCUCCGCACCCUCCCAUCACCCGUCGCGCAGCCCCCAUUCGCUCUCUGUCGCUCCCGCGACGCCGUGCUAGAUGGCUUCCACCGGUGCCUAUACCGAAGCAGACUCGGCGCAGAUGGGCGGAGGCUCGGGGCUCUACGUAAAUCAAAACGGCGGAACCCCCCCGCCGCAACAACAACAACAACAACAGCCGCCCCAACAGCAGCAACAUGUCCCUACAGACCCCGACCUCCAGUUCCCCGACAUAGCCCAGCAGCUCCAGAGAAGCUCCGAGAUGAUGCAUGCUGGCGCCCCGCAAACCCACCAGAUGAAUGCCGCGCUGAACGCCCAUCACCAAUUCCAGACUCCACCGCGUCCGACGCACUCGCCGCAGGCAAUGGCGCAGUCUGUCAUGAAUCUGGAGGAGCACAUGUCCUACAGCGACCACGACGGGGGGUCGAGUCGGAAGCGAUCCAAGGUUUCGCGCGCUUGCGAUGAGUGUCGCCGGAAGAAGAUUCGGUGCGAUGCGACUAGCGAGAAUGGUCCAGAGGCUUGUUCUAGCUGCAAGCGGACUGGCGCGCGUUGUCAGUUCAGUCGACAACCCAUGAAACGCGGGCCAAGUAAAGGUUACAUCAAGGAGUUGGCCGAUCGCCUGAAUUCCCUAGAGAGCCAGAUACAGCAUCCACAUGCCCCAGGCCCAGGCUACGAUUAUAUGAGUGUUGGAGAUCAGGGUUUGCCAGACAUCCAGACGCCGUCACAGUUUACUCGGAAGCGCACACAUUCCAUCUCUGAAGGCAUGCAAGACUCUUACGGAACCUCAAACCGCCAGAUGGGCUGGUCCGGCCAGGACCGAGAAUACCCGUCCAACGGUGCUGUUCAAGCUAUACACCGGCGCCCUUCUUAUGACGACAUGGCUUUAGUAGGUAGUCUUAUCACGGGUUCCAACGAGGGCGUAAUCAAAGCAUACUGGACUGCCAUCCACCCCAUCUUGCCCAUCCUCGCCCAGGAUCCAAGCUCAUUGAAUCGUCUGACCAAUUGCCCCGCCAAGUUGCGGGAGGCAUUCUUUUUGGCUCUAGAAUGCGGGGUCCGCUCGUUUGCUCCACUGAACCUUCUACCCACAGACAGCAGCCCUCUCCAACUAAUGCACCGAUGCCUGGAGGUUGUAGAUAUGACACAGCAAACGCUCGCCGACGUGGACAGCUCGCGCCAGCUCUACAACCAAAUAGUCUAUUGUCAAUCACUGGCGUUCUUAGCCUUCGCGUCCGAUAAAUUCGGCCCUGCUGGAAUGACGAAUACGGCCGAAUUGCUAGGUCGGCUAGCCGGACGCAUCUCUGAACUUGGACUCAAUGACUCAAAGGUCCUCAACAACAUCCGAGAGCAGGACCAUGAAAACUUUGAAUCUGCGAGACGCCUUUUCUGGGUUGUGUUCAUUCUAGACCGUUUCCAUGCAUCUAGCAUGUCCAGGGAUAUCGUCCUACCACUAUACUGUGGCAGUGUCUCCCGUGAAGACUUUUCUGCUUUGGGUGAACUUGCAUAUCACCUCGCUCGUGCCGCAGAUAUUGUCGGCCAAAUCGCCUAUCUGAUUCGUGCUAACAGUAUCCCCAACAUGGAACCCUCGUCUCCGUACGCAAUUGUAGCAAUGACCUCUUCAUCGCCUUCAUCUCUAUAUCUUAAUGGCCAACUUUCUCGCUUCAGGGAAUCCCUCGACAUCACCAAUCUCCCAAAGAACUCAGUCCCAUAUCUCGCCUACCAAUAUCUCCGCAUCAUCGUUGCGCGUCUCUCGCCCUACACCGCAUCGAACGAUCAUCUAACACUGACGCGAGACCUACUGGGUAACUUGAUGAGCGGGCCGGUGACACCACUUCACCACAUAUUUGCAAGCCUCGUGGCAACAUCCCUGAUGGAGCUUUCUGAUCGUGUAGAAACUCAAGUCGAGGCCCAUGCCAGCAUCAAGGAAAUGGACGACGCCAUCUCCAACAGCCAAAUAGUACACCGAAGCGCAGACGGCGCAAGCUGGGACACAGCAAUCCGAGAUCUUCUGCGUCAAAAGAAAGCCCCGACACCCAGCACUUCCCCGGGGCAGUCGAGCACAACUGCACAGCCUAACAUGGCCGGUCUUCAGCACCUCGCAGCUGCCGCGGUGGGAGAGCGCGAAGGCGCGGAUGCCGUGAGACCAAGUAGCAGUGGAGGAAGCGGGCCUCUUCCACCACCCUCCGAUAUGAAACACGACGUCGCGGCCGCAGUCGCCGCAGCAAGCGAAGCAGCAGCAGCGCAAGCCACUGCCGCGGCCGCACAGAAACAGUUGCAGAAUUCUUCGGGAAAUGGAAAUGGAGGUAAUAAUUACGAUGCGAGUGCGUUAGUAAAAGAGGGCUUUAUGACAGCCCUCUCAUAACCCAACCCAGCUGCGUUCCAUGUAACACCGUUUUCAUAUUGUGGGGAUUUAGCUAACGAAAUGCUGGUGGCCGACAGAUUAUGACUAUACUUCGUACAAGGCUUACCCGGACACGUUCUUUCUCCCCGUUCAACAGUUCUGAUGGGUUUUCUGAGCAGGG
Molecule: messenger RNA, 2543 nt
Organism: Lindgomyces ingoldianus
Lineage: Eukaryota; Fungi; Ascomycota; Dothideomycetes; Pleosporales; Lindgomycetaceae
Exons: 6
Coding region: 86-2383 (765 amino acids)
Biological process (GO): DNA-templated transcription
Cellular component (GO): nucleus
Molecular function (GO): DNA-binding transcription factor activity, RNA polymerase II-specific; zinc ion binding; DNA binding
Source: RefSeq, a predicted model, not a curated record